Messenger RNA from Vitis riparia (riverbank grape), 1601 nucleotides. Its product is annotated as plant cysteine oxidase 2. The transcript has 5 exons. The record is from RefSeq and is a predicted model, not a curated record. The coding region runs from base 458 to 1297 and encodes 279 amino acids. Gene Ontology annotation, molecular function: oxidoreductase activity, acting on single donors with incorporation of molecular oxygen, incorporation of two atoms of oxygen. NCBI's taxonomy places the organism in Eukaryota, Viridiplantae, Streptophyta, Magnoliopsida, Vitales, Vitaceae.
AAGCAUGGCCCCUGGUUUUACACUCCCAAAACCAACUGUAUUUCUCUUUCAGCCAGCCCUAGCCCUCUGCCUCCUUUUAUACUCAGCAUCUCCCCCUCAAAUCGUCUUCACCUACAGAGAUGCAAAUUUUCACAUCUCUGUGUUUAUCUUACUCUUCAGGAUUGGUGUCAAUCUUGAAAUAGGAAUACCCACCUGUGGUAAUAGUCAGUUCUGUGGGUUUCUGUCGUCUUCUUCUUCUUCUUUUUCUUCCCCUGUUUUGGAACAGAGGAGGGAGGUGAGUUUGUGUUCUGGUGGUGAUUUGUUGGUGGGUUUGGGGUGAUACCCGCUUGGUGGUUCUGUGCUUAUUGCGGUUUUUACGGUGCCCCCGAAAUUUGUUGGUGCGCAGAUCGUGAUUCUGCAUUUUGUUUGUUUGUUUUUGUGGUACUUUUGUUGAAUUGUUUGUUUGUUUAGAGUUUGAAUGGGGAUUGAGACGGCUUUACCUGACCGAAAAGGGAAGGUGUUCUAUGAAUUGCCCAAGGAGACGAAUAGCAGGUCGAAGAGGAGCCGUCGACGGCAGAGGAAGGUCUAUCGGGUUCAGAAGCUAUACGAGACAUGCAAGGAGGUGUUUUCUUCCUGUGGGGCUGGGAUUAUUCCUCCUCCGGGUGAUGUCGAAAAGCUCGCCUCGGUCUUGAAUAGCAUGAAAUUGGAGGAUGUCGGCCUGAAUCCGGAAAUGUCGUGUUUUAGGACAGAGGCGCCGGAUGAAGCCCCGAAGAUAACGUACCUGCACCUUUAUGAAUGCGAAAAGUUCUCGAUUGGGAUCUUCUGCUUGCCUCCGUCGGGUGUCAUUCCGCUUCAUAAUCAUCCUGGAAUGACGGUUUUCAGUAAACUUCUCUUCGGGUCGAUGCACAUCAAGUCAUAUGACUGGGCAGUUGAUCCCCCCUGCAAUCCAUCUGCAAAUGCCAAUCCUUCACAAAUCCAGCACCCCGGUGUUCAGUUGGCCAAGGUUAAGGUUGAUGCUGAUUUUACUGCUCCUUGCAACAGCUCCAUCCUGUACCCGGCUGCUGGGGGAAAUAUGCACCGUUUCACAGCAUUGACAGCAUGCGCAGUGCUAGAUGUGCUAGGCCCACCGUACUCUGAUCCUGAAGGCCGGGACUGCACAUAUUACUUUGACUUCCCUUUCACCAAUUUCUCAGUUGAUGGGGUGUCCGUGCCGGAAGAGGAGAGGGAAGGCUACGCAUGGCUCCAAGAGAGGGAGAAACUUGAGGACUUUGCUGUAGUUGGUGCAGUCUACAACGGCCCAAUGAUUGUGGAGUGUUGAUCCCGGCCCACCUGCUUACAUCUUUCCAUGUCAGUGGAUUCGGCUCAGCUACUUCAUCUUCAUCCUUCCAUGUCAACAGCUGCUGACCGCUCUGUGUAGCAGAGAAACCUUUUUGUUUUUCUGGUUUUCUUUUUCUCUUCUUUUCUUUUCUUCUGAGGCCCUUGUUGCUGUCUCUUUCGUUUCUAAAGUUCUUGUACAUACUCAAAAAGAUUAAAAGAACAAAUCACAGUGUUUGAAGUGCAUCGGAAAGAAGCCUGUAAGUGCAUUGAGAAAAUGUAAGAAAGUGCACCCUUUUUCUUGUCCA